CGGUAUCGGCACCGUGCCCUCCUCUGGGAAGUUGCCGAGGCCCGCCUUUCCCGCGCUCUCCCAGCUCGCGACUGAGCUCUCGCUCGGUGGGCAGAGGUCGCCGGCUGUACAGGCUCGGUGGCGCAGCUGCGGGCCAGAAGCGGCGCCUGCCCCGGCGAAUUUCCAAGAUCCGUGCACGGGUUCCUACAGGGAGGGCGGGGAACCAGACGAAGGGGAGGAGGAGGAGGAGGAGGAAGAGGAGGAGGUGGUGGCAGCGGCAACGUCGGCAGCUGCAGCAGUAGCAGCAGCAGCAGCAGCAAGGUGGCACGCCCAAAAGCGCGCCCACGCGAAAAAGUGGGCAUAG
Prorocentrum cordatum is the source of this 343-nucleotide messenger RNA. The record is from the annotation of a GenBank genome assembly. Lineage: Eukaryota; Dinophyceae; Prorocentrales; Prorocentraceae.